Messenger RNA from Lontra canadensis (Northern American river otter), 905 nucleotides. It is a transcript of the gene TEX26, whose product is annotated as testis expressed 26. NCBI's taxonomy places the organism in Eukaryota, Metazoa, Chordata, Mammalia, Carnivora, Mustelidae. Gene Ontology annotation, cellular component: cytoplasm. The transcript is spliced from 7 exons. Bases 1 to 897 code for a protein of 298 amino acids. The record is from RefSeq and is a predicted model, not a curated record.
AUGGCACAGCCCGGGCCCGAGGCCGCGUGCCCCUCUCAGAGGGGCCACAAGAUUCAGCCAAGUGAUGCCACCUGGGAUUCCUAUGCCACCACCAUGAGGACCGCAUACACGCCGAAGACCGGAGCCGUGCCUGCUUUAAUUCGCCAAAAAAGUAUCAGAAGACUAGGAUAUACAUAUUCUCUUAGUGACCCUAUUCCCAAUCAGACACAGUACAAUGAUGAGUAUGUUUGGAAAUCACAUUCUAAAGAAGAUUUGGUCAAAAUUGGGACUUCAAGAGGAAUGAGAAGACACAAAUGUCACCCCAGUCAAGACGUCUUUCCCUGGACACUACCUCAAGGUCAACCAGCAGCAUCAAUAAAGAGCUAUCUCCCUUGGAAAAUAGCUGCUACAGAGGAAGAGGUUAGGAAGGCAAUAUCAAAUCAGUUUGUUACCAAUACUAGAAGAGAUUUUGUGGACAAAGCAAAAGCUCAGAAGAUUAAGGAAAGUUCUCCGAUGUCUCUGGAAUGGAAAAAUUUACUUCCCCGACCCGCAGACACUGAAUUUCGACGGAAUUACCAAGUUCCAGCUAAAAUUCCCGAGUUGCAGGAUUUUAGUUUCAAAUAUGGAUGCUACUCAAGCCUACCAGUUUCUUCUCAGGGUCUAGUUCCUGCUGUGCUGCAUAGCCACCUGAGGAAUCAAGAACGCACAAAGAAGCAGACUAUAUACCAAAGCGAUUACGGAAAAUCCCAUCUGGAUUUCUUAACGAUUUUAGACUCAUUUACUCCCUCUCAAAUCACAGAGUACCUUCAGGGUGUUUCUUACAAAGACAGACAAAUUCUCGAUCGCUUUCUCCGCUCUCACUGUGACUUUGGCAUGGGACAGAAAAAUAAAGGAAACAGUUCAAAUGAAAAAAAUUGAAAAUCAAU